Molecule: messenger RNA, 4262 nt
Organism: Saccostrea cuccullata (small rock oyster)
Lineage: Eukaryota; Metazoa; Mollusca; Bivalvia; Ostreida; Ostreidae
Exons: 8
Coding region: 103-3123 (1006 amino acids)
Source: RefSeq, a predicted model, not a curated record
GAUCAGUUCUCCACACUGACUGAUGACGAGGUGUCCGUGUUAUUCUGUUUUCUGUGUUCUGACUCCGGUCCUCCUGACUUCACUGACACAGAGUGGCUGGACAUGCUUAAUAAGAUACGACGGUAUGUGUACUGUGAAGAGAAUCCUGUAACACGUGAGGAAGCACAGCAGACUCUGGACAGACUGAAGUCACAUGAUUACCUUUGGGAAGAUCAGGACAAGAUAACGGAGGACACAAAGGAUAAGACAAUGUAUACGAUAGCAUCAAUACACCGUGAUACACCAUUCUGUUACAGUAGUUAUAACACAGCCAGUGUGUACCUGAGAUCACGGAGAUACAACAGAGAACCUGGAGAGAAGUGUGUCACUAGUCUUGGCGGUGAUCACGUACUGAUACUCCGUCUACAGAUGAACAUACUGACUCACGUCACCAUGGAGGACACGGAGAUAUAUGAUAUGAUACACCGGAUAUUAAAUAUCCCAGAAAAUAAAAUCAAGAUGAGUAAAGAUGAACGAGAAAAAUUUCUAACGGAACUAAGAAGAGAAGGGGAGGCUGUACAUUACAGAGGAAGAUCACAUGACAGUGUAGAUCACGUGACGUGGCUCUGGAGACACUUUAGACCUGACAUCGUGAGAUCCUGUAUAGGUCUUCAUCCACACAACGACAUUUACAUCAUCGACAACAAAACCUAUAGAAAACCAAGUAAAAUCCUUGGCUAUCCAACGACAGUCAGAUGUCUAUUGUAUUGUUUACUUAUAUCUGAUAAAUAUCGGAUUAAGUUCAUUGAACAAUCACACAAAAUAAUAAUGGACAAAAUCAGACAGAAAUAUUUCCCUGAUAUUACUGAUAACGGCUUGGUAGAUCACUCUGAUGAAAUCACAGAAACAAGUGACGGUGUGAUAACCUUUAUAUCAGACGACAUCCGACAUGACGUCAUGUACGCCUUUGUUACGGAGUGUCUGGUGGAGGACAGUGAUCUGGAGUUUUUCCUGACCACGGCGUCACGUGACGUGGUAUAUGAAUACUGCAGACUCUGGGAUUAUGAAAGGAGUGAGGGAGAGAGAUGUCUGUAUGUACCGGACAGACCGGAGAAGAUGUACGACCUCUUCAUAGACAAACUACAGCUGGACAUCAUCACACACUGUACCGUGUCUGACUGGAGGAUUUAUGCCAGGAUCUGUAGCCGUUUGCAAAUACCCAGAGAAGUACUGUCUUGGGACAUAGAAGCAAGAAAAAGGUUCGUCAAAAUUUCAAGUGAAGGCAGUGUGAACAUAUGCCGUGCCAGAGGAAUGAUAGUGGGAUGCGCAGGCGCAGGAAAAACGACUCUUCUUAGAAGACUUCAAAGGGAAAACAAAGAAGAAAACAAACAACCAACUGAGACAACCGUCGGUCUUGAUAUUCACGAGAAUUUGUUCGAAAUUAAAGAUGACACAUUAAUAGAUUUUGAUAAAAAUGGAACCCAAUCUGACAGGACGUCUUCCAGCACAGAUGUCAGACAGCUUAUAAGUAUGGCGGAUUUUGCUGGACAAGUAGCGUAUUACGCGUGUCACCAGAUUUAUCUCUCCAGAAGAGCCUUUUAUCUCGUGGUGGUUGACAUGUCUAAAGAGCUGGAGGAGAAAGCCAUGUUAUACGACACUGACCGACACAACCCCGUAGGAUCUUUAUUUCAUAACUGGACAUUUGCAAACUACUUUGUGUUUUGGCUGCAAUCCAUUAAGACCUACUGUAAGGAUGGGAAAGCUAAAGAAAGUGAUGAAACGAAGGCCAACCCUGUUAUCCUGAUUGCCUCUCAUCAUGACUGUGUCAAGUAUCGGAAGGAAACCACCUCUAGCCAAAAUUCAUUCUAUGACGCACUAGAGAGAUGCUUGCCUAGUGAACAUACACUGAAUGAUCAUAUUUCACCCGCACGUUACUAUGAGAUUGAAUGUCCAUUUGGAGAAUUGAAUGUACACCAGGAAGAAGCAAUAGAACAAGUCAGAAAUUGUAUUGUUCGUACAGCAAAAAGUCUUCCACACUGGGGUGAAAAAAUUCCCCACAUAUGGUAUAUAUUUGAGCGAUUUGUACAAGAACGAAAGGCAAAGAGAAUUAUCAGCUUAUAUGGCCUAAAACGUGAGAAAGAAUUUAAAAUCCUUAAAGAAAAUGAGUUGGAUGAUAUGCUCAGAUACUUUUCGGAGGUGGGCCAGAUAAUCUAUUUCUCAGAAGAGGGACUGAGAGACAACAUAAUAUUAGACGUUGGUUGGUUUGUAGACGCUUUUAAGAAUAUCAUAACAGACCCUACUCACGCUCGCUCAGCAUGCAGCAGGGUUAAAGAGUGGGACAUUUUCAUGAAGAAUGGGAUGAUUUCAGAUUCAACACUGGUCAGGGUGUGGAGGGAAAACCAAAAGGAAUCAUAUGUUCUCGAAAAGGAUCAUAUCAUACCAUUCAUGGAGAAACUUGGCAUUCUUGCAGAAAUGAAAACCCAAGAAGUUGAAGGGAAAGGUGCGGGAUUCUUUGGAAAUAGACAAGAAUCCUUGUACUACAUCCCUAGUAUUAAUAAGACUGACUUCUCAACAGAAGGCUUUGAUUUCUUCAACGACGGAUUUAAAACUCCGAUUUUGGUCUUUUUUUUCAAAACAUUUAUUCCGCAUUUCUUUUUUUUUAGACUUGUUGCAAUCUGUUUUUCGAAAUGGGAAUUACUAAGUGAGAAAUGGCUCUGUAAAAACAUUGCUUUUUACAAGGAAAAGGGAGGUGAUAUUAACAUUGCUAUUGCUGUUAAUAAGACUUCCAUUCAAUUGCAAGCGUUUACUCCAGAUGAUAAAAUCAAUUUAACAAGCGCAGAUACCAAGAAGAUCAGAAUUCAAAUUGAAGAUUUGCUUAGGGAGGUUACCACUACUUUCCAUCAUCAACUUCUCUAUGAAGUUGGAUACCCUUGUAGAGAUAUAAAUAUCACUGAAGAAGACGAGGAUUGUUUCUUAUCAGAGAGAACAGUUGCCGAGCUAAAAACGAAUGAACGAGUUUGCCCGAAUUCUAUAAAUGAGCAUCAUAAAAAACAUCAGAUUGUUCGUGACGCCCUGCUGCAUUACUGGUACACGGGAGUUGAUAGAAGAGCCCAUUCUUCUUUUUGGUUGACUAAAAGACAUUGAUUGUAAAAUGAAACAGUUGAAAUGUACAAAGCCAGCUCUACUUUCCCUUAUAAUUUCUGUUUGACGCUGGCGGUUUAUCUAAAUACAUGUAUGUAUUGAUUGAAAAAUUAAUAUAUAUUGAAUCAAUUCUACAUUCAUCUGCUGAGGUUGACUAAAAAAUUUAAUAGGAUUAAACUCGGCUAUUCAGUGAACUGAGAAUCUACUGAAAGGGCACAUGUAGUGGAGGACAGAUCUCUACCAUCUAUGCAUUGAUAUGCUUACUUUAUUUAAUGCAAAAACUAAUAUUAACCAGGUAUAACAAAAUUACAUUUAUAUCAAUAUAUCUAUAACACAAAAGUACAUGUAUUGUAAUAGAGAUGAUACCCAACCCCAUUUAUUUGUUAAAAAAGUAGUGAUUCUUGUUUGUUUUAUGGAACAAAUUAAAUGAAAUAUUAAUAGUCAAUCAUAUUUACUGAAAUGUCAUAUACAUUGAAAAGUAAGUAGAUAGAAUAUUUUUUCUUCAUUUUAAUAGAUUAAGAAAACAGAUAUCAUAUUAUAGUUUAAAAUCUGGUGGUGAUAUUUUGUUGGAAACUGCAUGUGGCGAAUAUUUAUUUUUCUUUUUCUCAGACAAUUACUUUAAAAAAAAAAAUUGUUAUAUAUAUUUUUAAAGAAAGAUUAACAUGCACAUUUCGAUAUUAAAAUUGUUUUCUCAUUCACACUUCCAAUUUAAGAAACAGAGUUGAGCUAAACUAAAUUAACAUAAUUUUUCCUCUCACAAUAUUAUUAAAGCAGCUGUUAAGAUCAUCAUCCUGUGAAGUUAAGAGAGUAAACAGUAGGUAGAGCUUUAUCUUUUCAGGAAAUUUUAGGUAUGAUACACAAAAUAAACAGUGUUUAAACGUACUGAAACAAUGAUUUGAUUUUUGUGUUCUUUUACCAUCGAGUAUAUUAAAAUACAUCAAGGAUUACUUUAACCUGAUUUAUUGUCAUUUUAAAUGCACUGUAAAUAGCAAGAAAUAAAGAAAUCACUGGUCUUCUUUCUCAUUUUUUCUUAUUCUCUAACUCUUUUUUUCUGUUAGGCGAAAUGUCCCACAUAUCAUAUUAAUUGACAAGGCUAUGGUUAUGCAGACAAAUUAACAGACAGGCAGAGAUAAAGAAAAAAC